Messenger RNA from Rodentolepis nana, 537 nucleotides. NCBI's taxonomy places the organism in Eukaryota, Metazoa, Platyhelminthes, Cestoda, Cyclophyllidea, Hymenolepididae. The record is from the annotation of a GenBank genome assembly.
AUGCAAUGCUGUAAAGCUCUUUUCGAUUAUGACACUGGAAAAGUGCCUACUGAAACAUCAUUCGAAGUCAGCUUCUACGAAAUUUACAAUGAACACGUCUACGAUCUUCUGGCAUAUUUCAGUGAUGAGGAGAACCAGGAUAAAUCCAGCCUUCGAGUACGCGAGCACCCAAGAAAUGGACCGUACGUAGAAAAUCUUACAAUGCAUGUUAUCUCAAAUUCUGAUGAAGUUCAACGUCUCAUUGAUCGAGGAAUCGCUUCAAGGCAAGUCCAGGGGACCACUGCUGAAACGUUGGCCAACCCCAAAAGUAGUCGAAGUCACUCGGUGUUUACAAUCUAUAUUAAUCAGCUUAUUCAAGGCGUUUCCGGUGCUGUCACACUUCAAUCAAAAUUGCACCUAAUUGACCUCGCUGGAAGUGAAAAGAUUCACAACCUUCCAAGUCGGUGCUACCUAUCGGAGACGAAGAAUAUCAACAAGUCCCUUUGUACUCUUAGCAUCGUUAUUCGUAGGUUGGGUAAGUGGAUGUUAACACUAUGA